ACUAUGUUUAACUAGUCGAACCUGGCUUAACAGCUCCCCUAACAGAAAAGGCACUGGUGCUCUUUACUCAAGCAAUGAAUGGCAUUUCCUAAAGGGGAAAGAAAACCAAGAGGAAUUGGAGGAACUUAACUAGUUGAGGCAAGGCGUGACACUUCCGAACAAGCGUCGCUGAAUGGCCGCUACCGCCAAGAUGCUACUUGCGAUCUGCCAGUAAAGGCAGCUUUAAUUUACCAACUUAAUUCCCAAUCCUUUAAAGAACUACUACAGCCUACUAAUACUGACGUUAAAGCACGGAUUAAGCGAUUUGUUCUAGGUCAAGCAGCUAAGGGAUGGACCCAGGAUGAGGCAAGGCCUAACGUUAAGAAUGAUUAUUCCCAAACUACAUGCCGGAAAUCAUGCUAGAAAGGACACGGGGGCGUGGAGGGUGGCGGCUAAAGAAUGGAACGCGAGUGGGAUGGAGCACACGUAAAGAUGAGCGACUUCGAGAGCGUAAAGGCAUUUUGUCAAAGGAGGGCGACGGGAGCUGAUAGGAGAGAAAAACCAGAGAAGGCGCUUCCAAAACGAAAAGGCGGUUGGAAGGCACUGCACCUGUUGCUGUUGAGAUGGAGCAGCAGACUAGUAAUCCUACUGACCAAAAAGCCAAAGAGGAAGAUAAUGCUGUGUGUCUGUGUCCAGCAAAACCCUCCCCCAGUUAUAUUAAUCUUCAAGCAAAUUCCUUGCCAGCCACUUUCUUGAACAUCCAGACAACAGAGCUGCCUUCAGGAGCUGGCCAGAAGCCCAAGGAAUGCCUAAGACUCCUAGAGUGUGUGUGUGCCAACCUCCAGCUUCAGACCCAGCUUGCCCAACAACAAAUGGCUAUUUUAGAAAACUUGCAAGCUUCCCUGUCACAGCUGGGCCCUGGGCAGGAAAGCAGCAAGGGUUCUUUCCCAGUCUUAUACUGCAGUCUGUUGUUAAAUCACCUGCCCCAACUCCAUAAAUGA
Molecule: messenger RNA, 980 nt
Organism: Microtus ochrogaster (prairie vole)
Lineage: Eukaryota; Metazoa; Chordata; Mammalia; Rodentia; Cricetidae
Gene: Tsacc
Product: TSSK6 activating cochaperone
Cellular component (GO): cytoplasm
Molecular function (GO): protein-folding chaperone binding
Source: RefSeq, a predicted model, not a curated record